Messenger RNA from Ostreobium quekettii, 1131 nucleotides. The record is from the annotation of a GenBank genome assembly. Lineage: Eukaryota; Viridiplantae; Chlorophyta; Ulvophyceae; Bryopsidales; Ostreobiaceae.
AUGUCUUUGCCCACUACUGGAGUGCUAACACCCACUGCGACAGAUUUCCUUCAGGGUGUAUUCACGUUCCUGCCAAUUAGAUGUGCAAAGGCACUGUCACGUGUUGCUCGAUCGAAGAAGCUUCAUGGCGACCAGCUGUUUGACGUGAUCUGCCUGGGCAUCAUCAUAAUGGGUGUUUGGGUGUUGCGGCACGUUCGACCCAGCUGGAUUUACUUCUGGAUGAAGGACAUAACAGCUGAGUUCAUGAAGAUUCAUGCCAUAUAUUUGGCUCUUGAAAUAUCAGACAAGAUACUCUGCAACUUUGGAGUGGAUGUGCUGGAGUCUCUUUCAGGGACAUGCACCCUGUUUGUUACUGGCGAUCCCCGUGUGGGCCUGCGACACCUUCUGCCUGACAGCCUCUUGGCCUUUGUUACCAUCACCAUGCACGGCCUGGUCAUCAUGUGCCAUGGAAUGGUCUGGAGUGUUGCCAUGACGUCGUCCCAAAACACACUGGUUGCCCUCCUUAUAGCCAGCAACUUCACAGAGAUAAAGGGCACUGUGUACAAGCGCUUCGACCCCAGCAAACUCCAAGACUUGGCUUGCCAGGACAUUGUGGAGCUCUUCCACCUGAUGCUCUCGAUGCUAUUCGUGGCCGUUGAAGACAUGUGCAACUCCAACACGUCAUGGCCCAGUUCCGAAGUAGUCAAGGAAUGCACUCGCAUCAUUCUGGCGGAAAUCGUGGUGGACAUCAUCAAGCACGCAGUGCUGGGCAAAUUUAGCGACGUCCAGCCAGGCGUCUACCGCGAAUUCUUCAAAGACAUCUGUGACAGGGCGAUGCACAGCCAGAGCCACAAUGCACACAGGCACAUGGGAUUCGCCCCCCAUGGCGCAGCCAUCCUUGCAAUGCGAAUAGUCAUCUCGGUGCUGUUUAUGGGUUGGCAACCAGGCAAGUCGCUGCCCGUAUCGUCUUGGCUGGCUCGCCUUUCCGCCCUGGGACUGGCUUGGUCGGCUUUGUUUGCAUGCAAGGUGGCUCUGGGAUAUGGGAUCCGCAUUGUGGCGGUGGGAUACUCAAACCACUUCAACAGGCGGUUUGGAAGGCCGAAAACCCCCAGGGGAAUUGCUAGGACCGGCAGCAGAGCGAAAGCUGAUUGA